GGGACGGGCCGAGGGUGCAACGAUGAUGUAUUUAUUUACAAAGGCUCGUCUCGCCCGCAGCUGGCUGGAAUCCGCGGUGACGUCACGGGCCCGGACGCAGGUCACGUGCCCCGCCCGCCCCGCCCCCUCCGACUCCGUCCCGCGCCGCGGUCGCCUCUAGAGCGCAGGGUUCCGCCGCGGCAGCCGCUCGGAGCUCUCGGGGGAGCGCGAAGCGAGGCGGGCAGCGGGCGGGCGAGCAGGCCGGGAGCCGGAGCGGCUAAGGAGGCGGCAGCAGCGGCCCGGCGGGCACUGGGCGACGCGGGCGACACUCCUGAAAACUUGGGCGCGCGCUCGCGCCACUGCGCCCGCGGUCGGAGCGAUGAAGAUGGUCGCGCCCUGGACGCGUUUCUACUCCAACAGCUGCUGCCUGUGCUGCCAUGUCCGCACUGGCACCAUCCUGCUCGGCGUCUGGAACCUGAUCAUCAAUGCCGUGGUACUGCUGAUUUUACUGAGCGCCCUGGCUGACCCGGAUCAGUAUCACUUUUCAAGUUCUGAACUGGGAGGUGACUUUGAGUUUAUGGAUGAUGCCAACAUGUGCAUUGCGAUUGCAAUUUCUCUUCUCAUGAUCCUGAUAUGCGCAAUGGCUACAUAUGGAGCAUAUAAGCAACGCGCUGCCUGGAUCAUCCCAUUCUUCUGUUACCAGAUCUUCGAUUUUGCCCUGAACACCUUGGUUGCAGUCACUGUGCUCGUUUAUCCAAACUCCAUUCAGGAAUACGUACGGCAGCUGCCUCCUAAUUUUCCCUACAAAGAUGAUAUCAUGUCUGUGAAUCCUACCUGUUUGGUCCUUAUUAUUCUUCUGUUUAUUAGCAUUAUCUUGACUUUUAAGGGUUACUUGAUUAGCUGUGUUUGGAACUGCUACCGCUACAUCAAUGGCAGGAACUCUUCUGAUGUCCUGGUUUAUGUGACCAGCAAUGAUGCUACGGUGCUGUUACCGCCGUAUGAUGACGCCACUGUGACUGGCGCUGCCAAGGAGCCGCCGCCACCUUACGUGUCUGCCUGAGUCUGAGAGUGGAAGGACAGGGCUGAGAGCAGCAGCUCCACUUUUCGGCUGUCUGAGCAAUAGUUCUGUUAUUUCACUUUUGAGAUGAGCUCUCUGAGCUUAUUUGUUCCUGAAAUGCUACGUUUUAAAAUUUAGAUGUUAAUUUGAAACCUUCUGUAGUUUUAAACAUGCUUUAGCUGGAACACUGUGGUAGAUUAGCUGUAGAAUUCUUUGUCAGGGUGGGAGUGUAACGGGCUUCACUAGUCUUCCCUGGGCAUUGGAACUUCCCUAGAAUCGAGGUGGACCUUGAGUCAGAGAAGUCUGCUUUUGGACCUGCUGGGCCCCAAAUUGGGCAGUGAGUCGUACUUUUUCUCUCUGUUCCCUCUUUCUCUUUUGAAAGUGUAAAAUAAAAUCAAAAUUAGAC
This is a messenger RNA of Propithecus coquereli (Coquerel's sifaka), 1442 nucleotides long. RefSeq names its product lysosomal protein transmembrane 4 beta (gene LAPTM4B). Bases 359 to 1039 code for a protein of 226 amino acids. Lineage: Eukaryota; Metazoa; Chordata; Mammalia; Primates; Indriidae. The transcript is spliced from 7 exons. The record is from RefSeq and is a predicted model, not a curated record. Gene Ontology annotation, cellular component: lysosomal membrane.